Yarrowia lipolytica CLIB122 is the source of this 9462-nucleotide messenger RNA. NCBI's taxonomy places the organism in Eukaryota, Fungi, Ascomycota, Dipodascomycetes, Dipodascales. The record is from RefSeq and is a predicted model, not a curated record.
AUGGAGGUUGUGGCAGAUUGUUUUCUCUUUUGGGGGUCUACGACGAGAUCGUCAUGGGACUCGUCUUCGCGCUUCCAACCGGAAGCCAUUUCUGGCGGUGUGGACUUCUCGCCCGUCUUUCUCAUGGACGUGAUCAUGAUCCUGCUGGUGUCGCUGUUUGUCAUUUUCUACUUCAACCGGCUCAUUGCAUGGGUCACAAACUUCGGACUCCGCUUCGUCUUCUGGCACAAACAUAGGAUACGAGUCAAGGUGCAAUCAGUGCAGAUCUCGCUCCUCGGAGGAAGAAUCUUCUUUAAAAACCUCACAUAUAUCGGCACCAACCAGACGAUAUGUUUUUUGAAGGGCCAUUUCACAUGGCGUUACUGGCUGUGGAAGAGCCGCAAGAGUGAGCUCCAGAUGAGCGAGGACUCGGAAAGCAAUGUGACCCCGGAAAAGUUGCAAUCCAGACUGGCUCUCGAGGUGGAUGGCCUUGAGUGGUUUGUGUACAACCGUACACCUGCUUAUGAUGCUGUUUUCGAGCAGUUUCAGGCCCGCCACAAGGCCAACGCCGAAUCAAAGUGCGAAAACAACGACACCCUCCAAACGGCGCAUACUACCACAUCUUACGAGCCGAAAAACUUUUCCUUUGGCGAGCAAAUAUACCUAGAUUUGUUCCCCAUUGACCUCAAGGUACACAAGGGCAGCAUGGUGGUUGGCAACAGGGACACUCAGAGUGUGUGGAUGUUUCAUUUCAAGAAUGCCACCGGAUUGGUGGAUGUGGCGCCCACUCCUUCCUAUCUGGACAGAUACAGACAGGUCUACCGUGCGGACUUUGAGCAUCCUGUGGUUGAGAUGAGGCCCAAUAUCGACUACAAGGGCAUGGACUCGACGCAGUUUGAGCACAAGCCCAAGGUGAAGAAGAGUCUGUGGGCCAAGACGUACGAGAAUGAGCCUAACACUAGCAAGUUGCGGCGCAGUCUGCGGGCCAUUCGGGCUGUUCUUCUCGCCCGUGCUCUUCCUGACAAUGAGAGUGAGCAUUCUCGUGAAGGGAUGCCCUGGAUGGGUCUGAGUCGGUACUUGACGCAGGACACUGAGUACUAUGUCGAGGACGACAAGAACGAGGGAGCCUUUGAGGAUUAUGCUCGAGUUCCUCAGAUUCUCGAUGCUCCAAGUGGUUCCUUGACAAUGUACUACGAUGUUCAGGGACAGGUUCCUCAGAUUGAAGGUGUUGGAGCCAAGGAUUCACCCCAGUGGGGCAUGAAGAUCACAGCCACGAAUGCCACGAUCAACUACGGCCCUUCCACUGAGCGACAAAGGACAGAUCUGCAUCAGAUGCUCAUUCCCCGCACAUGCAUUGAUGCCGUUCCGUCUCCCAAACCUCUUCCAGGCGAUUUGCGGCCCUAUGAGCAAUUUCGGGUCGAUGUGGAGUUCCAGGAAGAGAUGAUUCUGCGAGUUCCGAUCCGGGAGGAAAGUAAAAAUCUCGAGUUUGCCAACCUGUUCAGAGACGACCCUGGUGCCAACACGAAGCGCCCGUUCGGGUGGAUGGAAAUCAAGACAAACAAUACGGUGACUGUGGAGGAGAUUCAGAGCAUGGAGGCCACCAAGGAUGGAUGGGCUCAUACCGUGUCUAUUAAUCUAGGCCAAACCGAGGUUCGAACGAGUGUCAACCAUGGUCUUUUGUUCACCGGCGACCAUGUUUCUCUUGAGUGUGAUUUGUCCACUCCUCUCGAGUGGAACGGGCUUUGUGACUGGAAGUUUGAUUUGCAGUCUUCGUCAGUCAAAUUGUUUCUCCUCGACGAACACAUCACUUUGUUCUCCGAUUUGACCAAUGACUUUGGCUCUGACACACCUGUUCCGUACACUCUGUUCACUCCUUACAAGUACACCUUCCACUGGGGAGUUUCGCACUUCUGCAACAUUUAUCUGAACAUCAAUGACGCCAACAUUAUCAACAAUCCCACUGAUUUUGAAGAUAACACGUUUCUGGUGUUUGAGAGUGAUGCUCUUGACAUAGACUUUUCUCUUCCUCUGGACCAGAUCCACCAGUCUCUGAACGAGGCCUCUUUCAAGAUUUCCGCUCCUAUCAUGGACUUCAACUUGUCUGUGCCUCCCUGGCAUACCUUGGACUCGUUUCUGGAGACGGAGAAAAUGGGGCGAGCCUACGAGUUUGCCAUUGUCGGUACUUACUCGUACUACUCUUCCUUUGACAAGGAGCACACCGAUUCGAUGCAUGUGGAGAUUUACGGAACAGAUGUGACCAUGGUUGCCCAUGGAAUCUUUGUGUGCUACCUCAUGAAGGUGAUUGACAACUACUUUGGCAUCAACACAAAGUUCCAGACCAUGGAGGAGUAUGCUCAAAGAGACGCUCCCAAGGUGGUCGACCCCGUCAACUUCAUCAAGGAAAAAAACGAUAUGGACGUGGUGGUCGAUACCUUUAUCACCAACGGAGUGAUUGUGCUGCCGGCAAAUCUGUACUCCACCCGAGAAUACUUGCGUCUGGAUUUCCCGUCUCUCGAUAUCGACUGUCGGUUCACCAACUACUACAUGGACCUGCAGUCGAACAUUGCUCCCAUCCGAGGUCGAUGUGUCACAGAGGCAACCACCAAGGCGUACAUGUUGGCCCGCGAGUCGCAUUCCCGCACUCUUGGUGAGGUCCAGCCUCAUAUCUACAUUGAUGGCAUUGACGUGCAUGGUCACCGUUUGUUUGGUCGUCCCCCUGAAGAACCCACUUACUACUGCAAGUGGGACUUCCACUUGGGCGACAUUCAGAUCCGAGGUCCCAUGAGUGCUAUUGCAGUUCUCGGCCAGGCUGCCGACUGCUUUGAUUACGGCUUUGACGACACGGAGAAUAAGCUUCUGAUGGCGAUUCCACUCUUGUUUGACGUCACCUUUGUCUCUGCGAAGAUUAACUCUCUGACAUUCAGACUGGAAACCGAUCCAGGAGCCGUGGAGGUUCUUACAUCUGCUGUGGCCUUCAAACUGAACGAUCUGAACAAUUCGGACUAUACAGCACGGGCCUCAGUCAAGAUCCCCUGGAUCCAGUUGUCUGUAAUGACCAACGAAGAGGUGCUUUCUCAGUUGACCACUUCUGUUCUCGUCACCGAUUACAUUCAGAAGAGGAACAUGGAUGACCGUCGAGGCAAGCAACAAGAGCACAUUCGGCUCCAUGACGACUCGUUUGGCCGAUGUGACUUUUUGUUGACUCACAAGUAUGCCCCAGACGCAAAGCCAUACACCAUCGUUCCCACUCUUCCUCUUCCUCCACUUGCAGAGCCAUUGACUGACGAAAACAUCAACUCUCUGGGUACAGCAGGUAUCUUUUCUACGUACAAGAAGCGUGAAAACUACGACAUUGCCCAAUCGUCUUUAUCGUCUGCAUCCACCAACUCCCACCGUCUGAGUAUAGACAGCAGUUUCAUGACCCGAAGCAGUGGCAUUUCUCGUAUAAGUCGGUCUCGAAACAGCUACAAGAUUCGCAAGUUCCGACGUCCCCGUAUUGAGAACAAGUUUCUGGCGCCCAAACCUUGGAGAAAGGCUUCCAAAACAGCCGUGUCCGACAUUGACGUGGACCCUGACUUUGCUCAAGACUUUUUCGCGUCGAAAAUGCGACCCGGCAUGUCUGCAUCACGUGAGACACCUGACGAAGACACGGAGACGGAUAACAUUGUUGUGCAGCUGGGUAAGAUUGGAGGAACGCUUACUCCGGCUGCUCUGACGGUAGUUCUGGCAAUUAUGGCCCAGACCCCGCAGGACGGGUUCCACGUGACUUUGGAUAAACUGCAGAUCCAGGUCAUGAAGAAGCUCAACUACAUCUUGUCUGGACAGCCAGAGACGAAAAACAUCCGUGUGGUGAUUCCCGGCGUGGAUAUUGAGAUGAAGGCUAGUCCAGGGGGCUCGGAGGAGUACGUUCAUUUGCAGAUGGGUACCAUUGACAUUAUGGUACGUGACAAUGUGCACAAGCGUCCCCAGUCUAUUGAGGACUACAUUCAGGAUACCAUGGAUGGUAAUGAGCCGCGGGAGAACAGCUUGAUUGUGUAUGGUUCUAUGGACUUGACUCUGGAGGUUGUCAAGAGCAGCCACACGAUUGGUCCGUCUCCUAACCCUCUGGUUCUGGGAUUGACGCAAUUUGAGUUCUGGCUGAACCAGGACGUUUCCAACUCAGCCUCUGCUCAGAUCAAGGAGCUAGACGUGAGUCUGGACAACCAGCAGCUCGAGUGGCUGUUGCGGAACACAGAUCGGCAGCUGGACCGUCUCAAACUGCUCUUGGAUGACAUUCCCAACCAGAACAAGGCUACCCAGUCUGACAGAACCAAAGACGUGGUCUACUCGCUGGCAUUAGCUGGCCAGCAGUUUGAUAUCACGUCCGAUCCUUCAACUCUCACGAAGCCUGCAUACAUUAUCCGUCUGUCUCAGCAGCAUGUGCGAGCCCAUGAUUCGUGGAAGAUUCUGAUUCGGCUGCGACACAUUCUACAGACGGUUCCUGCUGCUUGGUACGCUCACAAAGAGAAGCAGCUGAUUCAUGGCGACUGCAAGGUGCCCGUGGACGCUAGAACCAAGGUCAUCAACGUCUUCAAAAAGUGGCGAUUCUGGGAGAUCAACAGUAUCCCGAAAAGUUACUUGUUUUUGCACGUGUUCCCUCCCGAAAGCAAGAGGGCCAUUACCAUGACUACACGCGUGCUGGUGGAUGUCGACGGUAUUGGUCUCCGUCUGCUGUUUGCGGAGUGCGAGAACUAUCUUCUGUUUGACUACGUGCAGGUGUAUGUGGACGUGAGCGAGGGUGAUGACCAUGUGAUUGAUGCCGAUGCCGGUGUGUGCGUGGCCUCUAUCCGUACACAUUUUUCGCUCGAGAUUGUGGACACCAUUCAGACAAUUGCUCGGUAUGUGGAUGCAACCAAGCCCUCCAGUGAUGAUGAGACUGACCAGGAUACGACUAGACCAAGUACCGGUGACGUGAUCAAGAUUGAAGUUCCUCAAUCUCCCCUCUCGAUGUCAACUAGUAUGAUCUCUGACAAGUCUACUACGACUCCUGAGCCCGAUAAGUCGGUCUCGCCUGGCCCGGAGAAGGUUGCUUCCAAGUCACCUCCUAUCAGGGUCAUGGUCAAUACUCUGUUGUCGUCGUGGGUGGUUUCCAUCAAAUCGUCGGCCAUCACACUGUCUGUUUCUGGCCAGGAGUUUCUCAAUUCUGUGUUUGUGGAGAAGACGGGCGACGAUUUAAUCAACGAUGUGGCUGUCAUUCUUACUGGCACUUUUGGGUCCACUGGAAUGGAGCUAAUUGCCACCGAGACCGACGAGCAGGUGGUUUCGUACGCCAUCAAUUCGACAGCGGCAUCUAUUGCGUUCGGCAAGUCCAUCCACGUGACUUGUGACACGCAAAACAUGUUGCUUACAGUGUCUCAGGACCUUCUGACGCUCGUGAAACUGACCACGCAAUUUUUCGAGCACGAUUGGGAGGUCAUCGAUAAACUGAUCGAAGAACUUAGUGGAGAGGAGGACAUCAAAGCCCAUCACACACCUGGAUCGGCAGCCGCCGCAGCAGCAGACGCAGCGGAUGAGCUGAAGGAGGAGCUGUGCGAGGAGCCUGGACCUCUCAAGGAUAUCAUUCCGUUCCUUGACCGAGUCUCGUUUAGAUACUCUCUCACUUCUCUACAAUGUUCGUCCAUGCUCAUGCCCAACUGGGUGUAUGCCAACGAAUUCCGUAACAUGCAGGUGGUGGUUGGAUCGGGCAUUGAUUCGAGAACCACUCUUAACGGCUCGUUCGAGGUGGGCGAGCAGAUGCACGAGGUACGAAACCACUCUUCUGGCGACUCUCAGAUUGUGCUUGGAAUUGCUCUUUCAGCUGUCUCGGCCCUCGGAGGAUCGGUCAUCACAGAGGAGUUUGCUCUACUGGACUGUGCGCUUCGAUUUGGCAUUUUUGAUGCCCAGACAGUGUCUCCUAGCAUGUUGACGAGGUACCUAGCGUCUGAGAAUGAGCGGGAGUGUGUUAAGCAGAUGUCUGAUGCCAUUGAUGAUCUUCAGGAGAUCCUCAAAAAGCGUAUUUCUAAGGGGGGUGGGGAGACCACCGAAAUCCCUGUUUCUUCAAAGCAGAAUACCCCCAGCACACCUUCCUACCCUCUCCACUUCACCACCCAGAUUCUGGCUGACAGGUUCUCGUUCACUAUUCCCGCUCUAGAUUCUUCUCUUUGUCUUGAGUGCGAUAAGGUAUCUGCUUUGGCGUACAAUUUUGUCAUGAGCGAAAAGACCAAGGCCAUUGAGCAUACAGCUCUCACUGGAGCUGUCACCCCUGAUCACGUACGGUUCCUGCUCCAGAAUAAACGUCUGCCUGGAGGUGUGGCUACUCUUGUAGACUUGCAUAUUCGAAUUUCUCUGUACGAAUACAUCAAGUCUGGCGAGAGAAAGCGAGGCGCAGAUAUCGAGUCCGAGUUCAUUCGUAUCUGUCUGUCUUCUCCGUCACUGCUCAAGCUGAUGGAGAUUCUGACAAACAUUGAGGGUGACAUUUCCUUGCUUGAAUGGGAGUCGGACGACAAGUCGCCAAAGAGAAAGAGUCCCAAGAGGAAGAUGUCCCGUGACAGUGUCGACUCAAAGGUGUCACAUGAGUCAUUUGUGUCGGCUGAGUCCGAACCCGCUAUUGUGGAGGAGGAACCUGAGUCACGUCAAGAAACGGCUUCUCCAGCUAUUGAUUCGGGCGAUGAUGACUCAACAUCAUCCGACUCUCCUCUCCAAAACUGGCGAAUUCGAACGUCUUUCGAGCAGGUCACGUUUGGUUGGCUGUUCCCACCAAACUCGGGUUUCAACGGUAUUGUUUUUGGCUGUGAUAAUGUGGCUGUUGUGGCACUUUCUGGUUACGGUCAGUUGCGGCUCAAGGGUGUCUACAUCACACCAGCUCAUGGUAACAAGGACACAGACUUUUUCCCGGACAAGGUGUUCCCUACUCAUGCCAACACCGUCUAUCUUCCUCGUCUGCUGGUCACGUUUGCUACUCUUGACACUCGAGAGUAUCAUCUUCGAAUCCUUGGUGAGGAACUCAAGGGUACGAUUCUGCCGUCCAUUGUCGAAAUCGUCUCCUGCACGGCUACUACCAUCAAACAGACGGUUAAGGAGCUCGAGCUGCUGUCAAAGGAGCGCAACAAGCGGCUUGAAAAGAGCAACAGCAGCGUUCGGGUUGUUGAGCCAAAUACCGCACCGUCCGACUCGUCGCUGUUGUCAAUUGAUCAUUCCUUUGUCUUCAGAGCCGACGCCAAGUUCCAGGGAGCCGUUGUUUCUCUCUGGAGUGAGUCUGAGUACGCCAUGGAGAUGUAUGCCGAAACGCGUCACAUCCAGGCGUCUUCUGGAGGCCGCAGAUCAACUGCUCGAGUGGUGGAGUCAUCUCCAGAGCUUUAUCUCCAGGCUCCUGCUCUCGAGGCCAAGGUUGACUUCAGACAUAACACUGGAUCCGCCAACAAGGAGCUGCUCAAGUUUGGCGUCACUGUGGAGCCCAGCAGCAACACUCUCUACCCUCGGAUGAUUCCUGUGGUACUGGAUAUUGUGUCUGGUAUGAGAACGCUGCUCGAAGACAAGAGCGACAAGCACAAGGACCUGAAGCUGGAUCUUAAGAGCGAGAUCAAGAAGGUGAAGAUUGAGACGCCCCAGCCCCAGCAGCCCUCCAAGGACCUCACCUUCUCCGAGUGGGAUAUCACUGCCGGUAUACAAAUUGAGCGCCAGGAGCUGAUUAUGAGCUGUGAACCGACCGCCCGAGUGUCUGCCUCGUUGUCGUACCAGAAUCUGUCUCUGAACAUGACGACUGUGGAUGCCAGUGAAGAGGGUCUCGGAAAGUUCUUUUCAUUCACGUGUCGGCUUCACGAGUUCAACUGCUCGUUGCAGCACACUUACUCGCGUGAGAUUUCUGCCAUGGUCGGUAUUGAUGAGAUUCUGUGCGUCGUCAACAAGGACAAGGAGGUAGACCCUGCGUUGGCAAAUACCUGGAACGUUGCUGUUUCGAUCGUCGAUGUGAUUGCAGACAUCAACGUCAAACACACACAGGACCUCAAGUUGUUCCAGGAGCUGUGGCUCAGCGAGAUGCCCGAGAAGGAGAAGGAGGUAAAGGUCAACACGGAUCCGGAACGGUUCGUCCUCAAGUACCACCGAGCCACUUCCGGUACGCGAAUCUGCUGGAACGCGACAGUUUCCAACGUCAAAUUCUCUGCCGAUCUCGGUCAAUCUAUCGGAAAGGUAACUGUCGGUCUGGAUCGAUUCUGGCUGCUCACAGACAAGAAGGAGCACCUGGACCAGCACAUUACUCUUGGUUUCGAGCUCAUCAAGAUCCAUUCGGACGGCCGACUGGGAGGUAUGGUUUCUCUGGCGAGAUUCCGGCUUGAACUGGCUCUUCUGUGGGAGAUUGACGAAGAUGCUCAGGUAACGCCAGAAGACGUUCCUCUGGUGACUCUUGUGGCGUCUCUGGCGUCUGCGGAGAUCCGGAUGGCCUUUGACUACCAGCAGUUUGGUAUUGCCAGUAUCAAGAACCUCGGGUUCAGUGUCUCCAACCAGCGAGAAGUGGCGGACUACCUGUCCGCCAUUGUCGACAUUGAACAGAUUUGUGUCUUUAUCACUGUUUUGGCUCCGUCCAACAUUCUGGAUCUCGUUCAGAUUCUGGUUCGAACCAAGCAGGGUAUUGAGGGAGCCUAUGAGGAAGAAGUCGGGGCUUCCAACGAAGAAACUCCCUCCAAGGAGAAGAAAGUUGGCCGGCCUCAUCUUCUCACGUCUGUGGACGUUUCCAUCAACUCUGGAACGCUGCAGGUCUACCCCAGCACUCUUCUCGAUACUCAGGUCCUCUACGUCAAUCUGUCUGGAACACAUGCCAUGUUUGUUUGUGACACCCAGAAGCGUGGCCUCGUCAAGUCGCAUCUGGAGCUGGGUAUGCACGAGUUUAUCAUUGCUCUGAGUACUUUCAAGACCCAGAUCAACGAGGAGGAUCUGUUGACACUCACUGUGGACGAGUUUGUGGCUCAUACUCGCAGAGCCAAGGGAGGCACCAUUGUGCGGAUCCCCAAGGUCGACAUCAACAUGCACACAUGGCAGUACGACACCAACCCUACUGAGGUCAAGUUCACAUACUCGUCCGAAUUCGCCGGCAAAGUGGACAUUGGCUGGAACUUUGGCUCAGUCACCUUCAUCCGAGAAAUGUGGAACUCGCACGCCAAGGCCUUUGCCAGCCGAAGAGAGGCCUACAAGCUCAACUUUGUGGCCAACCCGUCGGUGCUCAAGGAUGGCGAGCUGGAGGAGAAGCUCAAGGAUGUGGCUCUGGAUGAAAAGUACGUCUAUGUGGCGUUGGAGCCUCCCAACAUUGAGAUUCCCCAGCUGCGAGAUAUGGGCGAAGCCACUCCUCCCAUUGAGUGGAUUGGUCUGCAUCGACAGCGGUUCCCCGGUCUGACUCAUCAGGUGGUGAUUGUGGGUCUUCAGGGCUUGGUCAAGGAGGUUGAAGUUGCAUACUUUACAGUUCUUGGAGCGUAA